Messenger RNA from Racocetra persica, 1386 nucleotides. Lineage: Eukaryota; Fungi; Glomeromycota; Glomeromycetes; Diversisporales; Gigasporaceae. The record is from the annotation of a GenBank genome assembly.
AUGGCUCAAGACAUGUUGCCUCAUGUUAAUAGUACUCACGGUAUUGGACAUGUUAAUGGUACUCAUGGUAUUGUUAAUAGUACUCACGAACCUCCUAAGGUUUUGUAUGAAGCAGCAAUUAAUAUAGCUCAUAUUAUCGAUGUUGGAACUUUUAAAGAUUUACUCUUUGAAGUCGCAAGUGAUCAAUUUUCAAAGAAACAUAUUCAAGUUUUUGGGCAUGAAAAAAAAAAAGAUAAAUGGACAAAAUUGCAGGAUGGAUUAACAGAUUAUUUACAAGCACUAGUUCAAUUAAAUUUUAAAAUGGUUAGAUUUUUGAUUGAACUAGACAAAUCACAGGAAAUUAUAUUACCUGAAUUGCAAAAUGCUAGUUUAGUAUUAAUGAAUAAUACUAAGCAACUAUACUUUCCUAACAAACUUGUUCGAGGAAAUAGUCAUGAUCGUUUAUAUAAUGAUCUUAUAGAUCUUUUUAAGGAAAAAGGUGGAGGUUGGUCUGCUGGGCUUCAAAAUACAAGAAGCAAAAUAUUUUUAGAACGUUUGUCCAAUGCUAUUUGGUAUGUUGAUCCACAUAUAAAAUUACUUCGAGAUCGUGCAUGUCAUCUGCCCUCUUUAUUUCAACAAUUAAAAACCUACAAAGAAGAAUAUAGCGCUAGUGAAAUUUGGGCAAGUAGCAAAUGCUGGAAUGAAAUUAUUCCAAAAAUUUUUAGUUUUGUUACAAUGAUGAGAAAGUAUGCAGAACAUUUACAAAAAUCUGCUCAACUUACUAUCAAUUCACAUAAUUCUACUGAAGUAGUUCGUUCACCUAACAAGCAUAGUACACUUAAAAUAAUUUCUGGUAGUUUAAAUAUUAAUUCAAAAUAUAAAAAUUUAGAAGAAAAUCUUGCAAAAAAAGAUGUUUAUGAUUUUAUUGAGAUCUCUGAGUUUUUACCGUCAGAAUAUUCAAAUCAUUAUUCAUUAUUUCAUGAUAUAUAUAGAAGUGAAACUAAUAAAAAUCAUCGUCCAUCACUAGUACUAACUCAUGAAGGCCAAGAGCAAUGCACUGUUUGUGGAAAGUGGCGCUGUCUCUAUAGCCAAAAUCCACUUAAUGAUAAUGGGAAUUGCAAUGGCAAGAAAUACUUAUAUACUUGUGGAGGACCAAUUUUAGAUGAUAAACAUUUAUUAUAUAAUAUUAUCUUUGUUCGAGAACUUAUUUCUUGUGACUCACCUAUAGAGUUAAACUAUUAUGCCUAUAAGCAAGGAGAUAAUGUUCGGCUUUGUUAUUGGUGUGGUGCAAUAGAAGGUUUAUCUGAUAUACCGAAUUCAUUAAUUGCACAGUUUAAAAUAGUUUAUCCAUGUUGUGAAUUGUGUAAAGAAUUAGAAAAAAAUCACUUUACACGCUUAGAAAUUAAG